This is a messenger RNA of Danio aesculapii, 1421 nucleotides long. RefSeq names its product probable flap endonuclease 1 homolog. The record is from RefSeq and is a predicted model, not a curated record. Gene Ontology annotation, molecular function: manganese ion binding; RNA-DNA hybrid ribonuclease activity; DNA binding. The transcript is spliced from 11 exons. Lineage: Eukaryota; Metazoa; Chordata; Actinopteri; Cypriniformes; Danionidae. The coding region runs from base 76 to 1128 and encodes 350 amino acids. Gene Ontology annotation, cellular component: nucleus.
UGAAGCUGUGUGAUGAAUGACCAAAACAACUGUGCAGGGAGCACUAUUUACUGUCAAAAACUCUGCUAAUUUAAUAUGGGGAUUACAAAAUUAGCGCAUUUAAUUCAUUUCGACGCACCAGCGUCAAUGCGCAGCAAAGAGAUCGGCGAUUAUUCUGGUAAGAUUAUCGCACUGGAUACAUCUAUUGUGGUGAAUCAGUUUCGUUCAGCUCUCCCCGGCCAUCUGAAACUAAGUCCUCUCGCUGGCUUGUUUUACCGCACUCUUGCUUUCCUGGAGCAUGACAUCAAGCCUGUCUUUAUACUUGAUGGAAAGCCUCCCAUUCAAAAGAAAGCUGUGCUGGAGAAAAGAGCUCAAAGCACAGGCUGGAGCAGCUCACAGAGCCCUAACACAGGGUCUACCUUUAAACAAGAAUGCCUUCGUCUCCUGCAUCUCAUGGGUGUGCCUUGUAUCAAGGCUCCAGGUGAAGCAGAGGCUCUGUGUGCCCACCUGGUCAAAAUUGGCACAGUUAAUGCUGUGGCCUCAGAGGACAUGGACACACUGGCAUUUGGGGGAACUGUUCUUCUCCGCCAGCUGAAUGCAAAGAGAGACAGUGAGAUCACAGAGUACUCCUUACCAAAGCUACUGGAAGCCCUACAGCUAAAUUACGAAGAGUUUGUUGACCUGUGUAUCUUACUGGGUUGUGACUACUGUGAUAAAAUUGGAGGUCUUGGGCCGAGUCGAGCUCUGAAGCUUAUUAAAGAACAUCAUACAAUAGAGGGUGUGAUGGAACAUGUCAACAGAAAGACGCAUCCUAUCCCUUUAAACUGGCAGUAUGAGGAUGCCCGCAAGCUGUUUUUCGAAUCCCCAAAGAUUGAUGACCCAGUCCUGGCCUGGAGUGAACCUGAUGAAGAAGGUCUUGUGCAGUUCCUGUGCAAGGAGAAACCUUUGAAGGAAGAAAGGGUGCGAGGACGCAUGAAGAAGUUUCGCGAGACUCUCUUAAAGAGACGGAAGCAGAGGGAAGUGAAUGAGAAAAUGGGCCAAACUAGACAAUCACGCCUUGAGGAUUUUUUCCCUGCCACGAGGAAAAGAAAGGCUGAAUCUGCUGCUGUUAAAGAAUCAAGUGGGAGAAAACAAUCCAAAAUUAAAUAAGACGGAACCCUGUGGAUCUUGGAUCUCGAAGCAUUGAUCAAACCAUCAUGUGGACAGAAGAGUCAAAUGUGUAAUGACUUGAAGCAGUUUGAAGUGCUUUUUUACUGAGUAUUUUGUUUUGUUCAAAUGGCAACAUCAUGUUAAAGCAGUGCCAAGAAAAUGCAUUUUUAAUUAAUGUUUGUAUCAUGUACAAAAAUGGUGCUAAUAUUUGAGAGCCUGUAAAAUUAGUGCUUAGAAAACAUCUUAAUUAAUGUUUGUAACAACAAAAAAGUAAACCUGUUUUUAUUUCUAAA